AUGAUCUUUAAAUUAUUUUCUUUCAUUGCUCUCAUUGCGUUCUUUGUAACUUUAGCUGCAUCUGCGCCAGCUAUAACUUGUCCAUUUUCCCCUGAAGAUCUCAAAGAUGAAAGUAAACUUAAAACCUUUAUUGUUACACUUAAAUCACCUUCCGAUCCAAAUGAGGCUGCAAAAGUCGAGAAAAAACAUUUUGAUAUAUUAAAAGAAUGUGGAGACAAAUCAAUUAUAAAUAUACUUGGGGAAAUUGUUGAUGGAUUGAUAGAACUACUUCCAGUUUUUAAAAAAGAUGUUAAGAAAAUUUUAAAUUUUACUACCAAAGGACUUAUCAUAUAUUCCGGAAGAUUUACUCAAAAUUUUGUCGAUGAACAUUUAUCUAAACUAGAAGAAAUUCUCAUCAUUCAAGAGGAUAUUAAAUAUAUAUUAGGUGAUGAUGUUUUUAAAAAAAUCGAUAAAGUCGGUCUUCCUACUUUACAAUCUGGUGACAAAACUAGUGUGAUAAAUCUUGAUCGUGUAGAUGAAAGACAAUUUCCAUUAGAUGGAAAAUAUCAAUCCCCCGAAGGCAAAUGCCAAGGAGCGAAUGUUUAUAUUUUAGACACAGGAAUUAAUACACUCAAUCUUGAUUUUGGUGGAAGAGCUAAAUUUGCUGCUGCCUUUUGUGAUGGAUGUAAAAAGGUUGACGAUAACGGUCAUGGAACAAUUGUUGCUGGAAUUGUUGGUGGUAAAAAAUUUGGUAUCGCAAAAUUAGUGAGAUUAUUUGCCGUCAAAGUAUUAGAUUCAGAAGGUUCGGGUUUCAUGUCAGACCUACUUUUGGCAAUACAGUUUGUAACUCAAAAACAUUUAGAAUCUGAGAAUAAGAAAACUAUCAUCAACAUGUCCUUAGGAUUUGGCAAGUUAGUUCCACAAGUUGAUCUCGUUAUCAAGAACGCUCAUAAACAAGGAAUUAUUACGGUUGUAUCUGCUGGCAAUGAUGAUCGAAAUGCUUGCGAGGUAUCUCCAGCUGCUACUAAAGAAGCAAUAACUGUUGGUGCUACUGAACUUAAUAGUGAUGAAAAAACAAGUUUUUCUAACUUUGGAAAGUGUGUUGAUAUAUUUGCACCCGGACGAGAUAUUGAAUCGGAUUUGCAUUUUUUACCAGUUGGUUCUCAAACGGCAAGUGGUACAAGCUUUUCCGCCCCUCAUGUUGCUGGUGCCGUUGCUUGUAUCAUCGCCAAUGAAGAUUUAAAUCCUGAAGAAGCGGCUAAAAAACUUUAUAAACUUUCCACGAAAAAUAUUGUCAAAGGUAUCAAAAGUGAUACUCCUAAUAGAUUUUUAUUUGUUAAAGGUUCAGGCCCAGUAAAACAAUAG
Molecule: messenger RNA, 1344 nt
Organism: Funneliformis mosseae
Lineage: Eukaryota; Fungi; Glomeromycota; Glomeromycetes; Glomerales; Glomeraceae
Source: the annotation of a GenBank genome assembly